UACUGAUAUGGUUGAUGGUUGAGGCUGUCGCCACAGUUGGUGGUGGCGGGGGGAGAGAGAGAGAGAGAGAGAUGUCGAGAUUGCGAAGACUGAUCCAAGCUUCAGUUGAUGCUACUAAGAAAGUUAUAUCCGGUAAUCUUGAUGAUUUGAUGCCACCACCGGAGAGACCCAUCUUCAGCUUCAAUUCCAAGCAAGAGUUAAGCAAGUGGCAUUUGUAUUCUGAUUCUGAAUUUGGAGGUUUGUCCUCUGCGUCUCUGCAGAUAACUGAGUCGGAAAAUGGAGCAACUUCUGGAAUCUUCUCCGGGAACCUUUCUCUGGAUGUCUCUGAAGGCUCUAAAUGGAACAUCACUCGAAGUGGCUUCUGUGGAAUGCGCUCAAAAAAGUUUGAUGGCUUUAUUGAUUUGGAUUCAUAUGAUACUAUUGCUAUGAAACUUAAAGGAGAUGGAAGAUGUUAUAUAUCUACUAUCUACACGGAGAAUUGGGUCAAUUCACCUGGACAGAUGGAAGAUAAUUCAUGGCAAGCUUUUGUUUAUGUGCCUGAAGGAAACUGGUAUAUCAUGAAGAUUCCUCUAGCUCGAUAUUUACCUACUUGGAGAGGGAACGUUAUAGAUGCACAAAUCGAAAUGAAUCCAUCCCGUGUUUUAGGCAUGUCUCUAUCUGUCAAUGCUGAGGGUGGUGUCCCAGGUGCUAGAUCUGGACCAGGUGAUUUCAGAGUUGAACUUGAUUGGAUCAAAGCCAUGAGAACAGAAUAAAGUAUUGGUUAUGCAUAAAAAUUAAGAUUUUUUCUCUUCUUUUAGGGUGCUUUAUUUUUUUGUAAUAAUAAUAAUGUAUCAUUUUAUGGUUCAUAAAAGGAAAAUAUAUUUGGUAGUUAUUCCAGUACCAGUACUCUUCCGGUAUUAUUGAGUGGUAUGGUAGGUGCAAUAAUGGAAGCACUUUCGGAAACAAAAUUCAUUGUUUUCAUCAUGCUCAUAGAAGAAAAAUCAAUACUGAUUGUCACCUUGAAAAUAUUGCAGACAUAAUGGGAUUGUCGGUCAUCAAUUAAGUGAGGUGAAUUUGAUAGAAAGGUGCAUUACCACUAACCAUGUAAUAGGGGCAAAUAUCAUUAUCACUUAUCAGUUUGUCUUGUACCCAUACCUAAAUUAAAGCUAGCUUAUUUCCAGCAA
Messenger RNA from Glycine soja, 1163 nucleotides. Its product is annotated as probable complex I intermediate-associated protein 30. The transcript has 6 exons. Bases 15 to 752 code for a protein of 245 amino acids. Gene Ontology annotation, cellular component: mitochondrion. Lineage: Eukaryota; Viridiplantae; Streptophyta; Magnoliopsida; Fabales; Fabaceae. The record is from RefSeq and is a predicted model, not a curated record. Gene Ontology annotation, biological process: mitochondrial respiratory chain complex I assembly; mitochondrial electron transport, NADH to ubiquinone.